This is a messenger RNA of Lachnellula hyalina, 2661 nucleotides long. RefSeq lists its product as uncharacterized. The coding region runs from base 1 to 2661 and encodes 886 amino acids. The record is from RefSeq and is a predicted model, not a curated record. Gene Ontology annotation, molecular function: nucleic acid binding. NCBI's taxonomy places the organism in Eukaryota, Fungi, Ascomycota, Leotiomycetes, Helotiales, Lachnaceae. The transcript has 5 exons.
AUGGCUCAAGAGUACGGUCAAAAUGCAUCAUCUACAUCGUCAAAUGAAUCGAUCAGGACACAAGUCCCCAUGGGAUAUCAUCUUCCGUCCGAGCAAGGCUACAACAGCUACAGAAAUGACAGCCUCGAAGCCAGUCCAUGGUCUACUCCAGUUCUCGACGGCUCUGGACGCUUCGGAGACUUCGGCUAUUCAGGCUCACCUGCGACGUCUCUGAACCCACACUCAGACGCGUAUGUUCCUGGCGGUGGUUCUUUUGAUACUCAAGGACUCGGAUUUCGGCAACACAGCGGUCAAAACUACAACCAAGGUGCCUGGGACGAUUAUCAGCGUCAACAGUUAGGUCCCACACAACAGCCGGGUGAAUAUUAUCAGCAAGGCAAUAUGGUACAGGGCGGUCCGGUUGGGGGUUCUGGUUCUCAUUUCCCCAGCUCAUCAUACGGUCAGCUUCCCGGAAGUCCUUAUCAGGACUAUGGCAAUAACUACAACUACGAUAUGGGCUCACCUGCUUCCAACUAUGCCACUUCGUCAAUUCAAAGUUACCAGACUCAACUCCCUUACGGUCCAGCCACUGUUUUAGGUCCUACGCCUGCGUAUGGCAACCAGGCCUACACAAACACCCCAUACAAUAGCAUUCACCCCUCCGAUCAAUACCGUGGUCCAGGUCCGCGAGCUCAUCGCAACAGUUUUAGCUCCGGUCCAAAACCCCAAGUCUCUCAUGGGAUGGGCAAGAAGCGGAGUGUCAGUGACUUUCAUGUGCAGCCUUCCAAGCUCGGAAGUGCUCCCGUCCGUUAUGGCAGCCCGCAGAAGAGUAACUUCCGCGAUCAAGCAAUGGGAGGCCAAGUCCAGCCACCACCGCCGUCGGUCAGAAGUGGCAGUCCCAACAAGAGUUCAAGUCGAGGAUCUUCUGCCGCUCCUUCAACUUCUCGCGCAAGCGUAAACGAAGAUGACAUUCCAACUCCUGGUCCUCGCCCUCGUCAGCUCGAUCUUUCAUUCACUUCUGAGCCACGCCACAACGAUCACCGACCUCGCAGCGACGACAAUAUGGCUACUCCGCGAACACUCCGAUCGGCUAGGGGACAGUCAAUCAUGGGUUUGAAUAGCACCGGUCACGCUCGUGCUGACUAUACAGGAAGUGUUGGCAGUCGUGCCUCGAGAGAUGCAAGUGACUUCUUCACCGAGCCUAGUCUUCUUGACAAUCUUAAGGAUAUGAACAUGGAUAACAAGCACACUCAAUCAAAGCGACAAGCCCCUCCCAAGAUGUCGAAUCUAAUGGCAGCCAGUGGUAUCAAUACAACCACUCUCUCCCCAAUCACAGAGGGCCCACGUACACAACUGACCCCUUACAACUCGAGCCCUCAUCAGAAAGGUCAAGGUCGUCCCACAUUCAAUGAUCCAUUCGGCCCUUCACUUUCAAUGAUGACGCCAUUCACUGGGAAAACUCUUCUCCGUGAUGAACAGAGUUAUCUACUCAAGACAUUAACUCGUAACAACACCGGCAAACCGUCUAUCGAUGACGCUCUUCACGCCAAGAACUUCCCCUUCGUCGAGUACUGCCGCCUGCCAAAGCCUGACACAUGGGGAGUCAUCAAGAUCAAGAACAUCCCCUAUGGCGUUGCUCGUGCCGAAGUCAUGGCCUUUCUUGGUCGAAAUGCCCGUAUUAUCAACGAAAGCGAGUAUGAGCCGGUUCACAUUGUCAUGGAGCGCGUCACCAGCAAGACUCUUGACUGUUAUGUCGAGUUUACUAACUUUGAUGAAGCCGUCAGCGCUGUUAACCGUUUCGAGACCAACCGUACUGGCGGUCGCGGUGGACGUCUCGGCCAACGACACGUUGAGGUUGAGCUUUCCAGCCAGGACCUGUUGAUGAAAGAGCUGUUCCCGAAAGCCAAGAACGUGAUGUGGUCAGGAGGUCGUCCGAACAUCAUUCCCAGGGACCCGAAUGAUAUCUACAGCUCUGGUUUCCAAGGCUUCGUUAGCAAGGAGGAGGUGGUCAUGAUGGUCAAGCACGUCGAGGCACCACAGCGUAAUCAGUCGCCGUUCUCGAAGGAUUGCCCACAGCGUCCAUUCGAAUGUCUCAUUAGUACUUUGCUCAAGUAUCCGUGGUACAUGGUCGAUUAUAUCACCAUUGAAGAUCGUAAUCUCCUGUUUGCUGCGACUAUCGAGCUUCUGAAGCUGCUCCUCGAGCGUGUAAACAACGAGAGAGACGACGUUAACCUUACUCCGAUGUUGUUGAAGAGAGUUUGGCGUGCGGCUUUACGCUGCCCCGGCUUCACACCCGCCCAGAAAGACGAUGUUAUCUGUAUUUGCAACAUUGAUGAUCGAACUGCUAUGGAGAUUGGUAUGGCCCCUCAUGCAUCAUACUGGAAGUACCUUUGGUCAAUUGGCCCAAAGCCUGGCACUCCUACAGAUCUGUUACUAUAUUACUGUGCGAUAAUACGCGAAGCUACCGAAGGCAAGCAGGAGAAGCUGUCCCUAGCAGAGCGCGCUGCCCGUGGCGAAGACGAAGUGCAGGAGGUCAAGCUGUUCGGGGACUUGGAUAAGCGUAUAUGCUACAACCCCAACCAACCCAUGAAGUUUCAGACACUUUCUGAGGUUGCCAAAGCCGAAUGGACUGCCAUCGAACAAGUCUUGCGCCAAGCUUUGACUCCCGCUAUUGAGGGCUAA